CGUGACUCUGCUCAGAAGAAGCCUUCGCGGGAAAAACCAUCGCCGGCUCAUAGGGCUUUGCUUCUACUUUUUUUUUUUCUUCUUCGCAUUGCUUUCUCCAAGAUUUAGAAACUUUCAAGUUCCCGAUCUGCAUUCUGAUGUCUUUCAAAUUCUGCAUAUGUAUUGAAUGUGGAAGAUGAAUCGGUUGAUUUUGCAGUUUUGUUAGAUUAUGCUCGUCCAAACUAGAAGAAGAGCCUGCUUAUCGAUCUUAGUUGUUAGAAUCUGGUUUUAGGCAAGGUAACUGAAGUUACUUGAAGCGACGAAGGCAGAAAAAGCACCGAGAGUUACGUCUUGUAAACCCGGAGGGGUUUACACUUUACAGUCCAGAGAGUUUGAGUCGUGAGGUAGUGUGUCCAUAACAGGUGUCUUGACCCAUGUAAAGUUAGUAUUUGACAGCUCAAAUGAGAUGCAAUGCAUGCUGGAGAGAAUUAGAAGGGCGUGCCAUUUCCACAACAUGUGGUCACCUUUUGUGCACAGAUGAUGCUAAUAAAAUAUUAAGUAAUGAUGGAGUAUGCCCAAUCUGUGAUCAAGUGCUUUCAAAGAGUCACAUGAAACCUAUGGAUAUCAGUCCUGGUGAUGAAUGGAUAAAUAUGGCCAUGGCGGGAGUAUCUCCGCAGAUAUUGUUCAAGACUUGUUACAGAAGCGUGAUGUUUUACAUUGGGCAAAAGGAACUGGAGAUGCAGUAUAAAAUGAACAGGAUUGUAGCUCAAUGCCGGCAGAAAUGUGAGAUGCUGCACCAGAGAGCUGAGAUGAUGCAAGAAAAGUUUACAGAAAAGCUAGAACGGGUGCAUAAUGCCUACCAAAAAAUGGCCAAGAGGUGUCAGAUGAUGGAACAGGAAAUUGAGACCUUAUCCAAGGACAAGCAAGAGCUACAGGAAAAAUUUGCUGAAAAAUCCAGGCAGAAGAGAAAAUUAGAUGAAAUGUAUGAUCAAUUGAGGAGUGAGUAUGAGUCAGUGAAACGAUCUGCCAUACAGCCUGCAAGCAACUUCUAUUCCAGGAAUGAGACUGAUUUGUUCUCCAACCCUCCCAACAUAAUGGAUGAGAGAGAAACUGGCAGGAAAGGUUGGCCGGUCACCACACCGGAAACUCCAGGGCCCAGAGAGGACGUAUGGCCGGCAAGACAGAAUAGCAAUAACUCGGGUCACUUCGAUCUCUCGGUUGGUUCACCAGCAAAGCAAGCAGUUCUUGUGGGAGAUACAGGGAAUAGAAGGGUUGGAGGAACUCAUCCUGUUUACGGGGUUGGUGCUAAUAGUAACCCGUCAAUGACUUUAAGGAACAUGAUACUGUCUCCAAUCAAACGGCCUCAGCUUUCUCGUAACCGCACCCAAUUAUUCACGCUGUAGGCUCAGAGGAGGCUAAUGUGUACCAUCUCAGUCAAGCGAUCUGGUAUUGUUUCACCCAUCAGUUUAUAGUUUUAUAGUGUUCUAAUAACAUUCUAAAUUUUCUUACCUGGAAACGUUAAAAGUGAAGAGUUGCUAACGGAACAGAUAUACCAAAUGUAGAUUAACGUAUUACUUCUGUUUGCUGAAUGCUGAAAAGUGUGUUUUGUUCUUGAAUCAAUUAUUAUUGACAUGGA
This is a messenger RNA of Prosopis cineraria, 1615 nucleotides long. Its product is annotated as E3 ubiquitin-protein ligase CCNB1IP1 homolog. The coding region runs from base 441 to 1382 and encodes 313 amino acids. The record is from RefSeq and is a predicted model, not a curated record. NCBI's taxonomy places the organism in Eukaryota, Viridiplantae, Streptophyta, Magnoliopsida, Fabales, Fabaceae. The transcript has 11 exons. Gene Ontology annotation, biological process: chiasma assembly.